Messenger RNA from Pseudovirgaria hyperparasitica, 1023 nucleotides. RefSeq names its product sure-like protein. The coding region runs from base 1 to 1023 and encodes 340 amino acids. The record is from RefSeq and is a predicted model, not a curated record. The transcript is spliced from 3 exons. Gene Ontology annotation, molecular function: hydrolase activity. Gene Ontology annotation, cellular component: P-body. Lineage: Eukaryota; Fungi; Ascomycota; Dothideomycetes; Acrospermales; Acrospermaceae.
AUGCAUAUCCUCGUAACAAACGAUGACGGUCCACCCUCGAACCAAUCUUCGCCCUAUGUUCACACUCUCAUCUCCCAAUUGCAGUCCGCCGGCCACACUGUCUCCGUCGUCCUGCCGCAUGUCCAGCGCUCAUGGAUCGGAAAGGCCCAUAUGGUAGGCCAAGCCAUUACGCCAACAUACUACCGACCAGGCGCUGUAAGACGUGAUAGCACUGGCGCGCUGAACAACCAAGGCACAACGAGCAAAACACCGCUUGCAGGCACGAUAAGAGAAGGCGAAGAGGGCGACGACGAGCCACACCAGGACGAGUGGGUGUUGAUAGACAGCACGCCAGCAUCAUGCGUACAAAUUGGUCUGCACCACUUCUUCGAGUCGCGUGGUCCAAUCGACCUCGUUGUCUCUGGGCCGAACUACGGGCGCAAUACCACGGCGUGCUUCUCGCUGUCUAGUGGGACACUGGGCGGUGCUAUGGAAGCUGCUGUCUGUGGUAAGCGCGCCAUUGCACUCUCAUACGCGUUUUUCGACAAGAAUCAUGAUCCGGAAAUCGUGGCUGGCGCAAGUCGCAUCAGUGUCAAGAUUAUCGAAAACCUGGCCGCGAACUGGAAGCCUGAUGUACACGUCUAUACCGUCAACGUGCCGCUUGUAGAAGGAGUCGAGCAAAAGAAGGUGCUAUGGACUCGGAUGUUGCAGAAUACAUGGACGAGCGGAAGCUGUUUCCAAGAAGUUGAGGUGCCCGAUGAGGGCGAGAAAGUCGCGGAAGACGCAGACAAAGCGGAGGUGGAGAUUAGGGAAAGCGAGGAAGGCGAGGCGCCCACAAGUAUGAACGGGAAGAAACCAAAGGCCUUUAGAUAUAAACAUAAGCACUUCAAGUGGGCUCCGAAGAUCACCGACGUAUACGAGAGCGUAGAAAGAGGUGGACCUGGUAGUGAUGGAUGGGUGGUGAAAGAGAAGGACAUCAGCGUAACGCCCCUCCGAGCAAACUUCAUGCAUGUCGAUGGUUUCGAAGGAGAGUUGAAGUUGUGA